AUGGCCCAAGCACCCAACAAAGCGCAGGAGCGGCUCACCCAAGUAUCGGCACACCUCGGCGGCUCGCCCGACAGUGGCCCAUCGAUCCUGUCGAAAUCGCCGGACGAUGUCGUCGUCACCUGCGCCCUGCGGACUCCGUUCACCAAAGCAGGCAAGGGAUUGCUGAAGGACACUCCAGCGGCCGACCUUCUGGCAUAUACACUCAAGAAUCUGCUCGAGCGGUCCAAGAUCGACCCGAACCUGGUCGAAGACAUUGCCACCGGCUGCGUGCUCGCUCCCGGAGGCGGGGCGACCGAAUACCGCGCGGCGGCGCUGGUGGCCGGGUUCCCGACGACAACGGCCCUCAAGAGUCUGAACCGACAAUGCUCCAGCGGGCUACAGGCGUGCGUGGAUAUCGCCAACGCAAUCAAGGUCGGCAUGAUCGAGAUCGGCAUCGGCUCCGGCGUCGAGAGCAUGUCGUCGCAAUACGGGCCGGGCGCGGUCACCGAGUUCUCGGACCUCCUCGAAAACCACAUGGAGGCCGCCAACUGCAAGGUGCCCAUGGGUGUUCUGUCGGAGCAGAUGGCCAAGGACCGGCACGUGUUGCGGACCGACCAGGACGCGUUUGCGGCCAGCUCGUACCAGAAGGCCCUGAAGGCGCAGCAGGAGGGACUGUUCGACCAAGAAAUCGCCCCCGUCACCGUCAAAUACACGGAUCCCAAGACGGGCGAGGACAAGACGGUGACGGUGACCAAGGACGACGGCGUCAGACCUGGCAUCACGGCCGAAUCGCUCGGCAAGAUCCGCCCGGCAUUUGCAAAGGACGGCUCGAUCCACGCCGGCAACGCGUCGCAGGUUUCGGACGGCGCGGCGGCCGUGCUCCUCAUGAAGCGCAGCACCGCAGAGCGCCUUGGCCAACCUAUCGUCGGGAAAUUCGUCGCCUCGUCCAUAGUCGGCGUCCCGCCGUUGCUGAUGGGCAUUGGACCGUGGAAGGCGAUCCCCGUGGCCUUGGAGAAGGCCGGCGUCUCGCAGGACGAGGUCGACAUCUUUGAGAUCAACGAGGCCUUUGCCAGCCAGGCCGUCUGGUGCGUCAAGGAGCUGGGCAUCCCGUUCGAAAAGGUCAACCCUAAAGGUGGCGCUAUCGCGUUCGGUCAUCCUCUGGGUUGUACCGGUGCCAGACAGGUCAGCACGCUGUUCACCGAGCUCAAGCGCACGGGUAAGAAGGUUGGGGUCACGAGUAUGUGUGUGGGAACUGGCAUGGGGAUGGCUGCUGUCUGGGUUGCCGAGUAG
This is a messenger RNA of Capronia coronata CBS 617.96, 1269 nucleotides long. Its product is annotated as acetyl-CoA acyltransferase. NCBI's taxonomy places the organism in Eukaryota, Fungi, Ascomycota, Eurotiomycetes, Chaetothyriales, Herpotrichiellaceae. The transcript is spliced from 3 exons. Gene Ontology annotation, cellular component: peroxisome. Gene Ontology annotation, molecular function: acetyl-CoA C-acyltransferase activity. Bases 1 to 1269 code for a protein of 422 amino acids. The record is from RefSeq and is a predicted model, not a curated record. Gene Ontology annotation, biological process: phenylacetate catabolic process; fatty acid beta-oxidation.